CUAGAGAGAGACAGAGAGACAGACAGAGUGAGAGAGAGUGAAAUCACAUGCACUCCCUAUAAUGGUUGGUUAAAAGAGGACAAAUUCACGGACGUCCUCACUAAACUGAAUAGAAACACUUUUUUAUUCUGUUUCACUUUUUUAAAUAAAAAUAAAAAAUCUCCACCAGGAUUAUUUUUCUUAUGUGUCAUUCUGAAGAUGUUUUUCUCUUGAACACCUGUUGAAGACACAGAGACAUGUUGCUCAGGAGGGGGCGCUGCUACCACAGACUGUCCUGAAUGUGUGCAGCAGCCAACUAUGUGCUCCCAUUGAGGAGACACAGUGAGGGCGUGGCAAAUCCUGGCAGGCUGUGUGGGGGGGUGUCGAUGCCCACCCAUGCCCCUGGAGCCCGGUCACAUGGAGCCCCCCACCCACACGACGAAGAGAUGGACUUGGCCUGGCAGGAACUGAUGGCCAUCACUGAGCUUCAGGAGUUUGAGGUCCCACAUGACAGCCCAUAUGAAACUAUUCAGUACCAUCCCAUGGAGCUGCCCAUCUCUCUGGGAGGUUAUGGCAUGGCUCAGUCUCACUUUCAUACAGAGCCCCUCCCAUGUGGUGGUGAGACAAAUCCUGAUGCUGCUUAUGAGGGAUCCUACUCUAAAGUAAUGCCAGCCUGCCAACAUCAGGCCACCAGGGCAGCAGCAGAAGAGGCACUGUACGGACAUUCUGGAGCCCAGCUGAACCCCAGAGUUCUGAACCCUCUGCAGCCACCGCCGAUGAGCCUUCUAGAACAUUUGAAUCUGCCGAGUGUCGGUGGCGAGGGGCUUGUUGGAAACGACAAUGCUGGCCUCUCUCAGGGCCCGGGUCAGUACAUGCUAGGGACAGGUCAGGGGCAGAGCAAACACCCACCACGCACUGUAGAUGAUCUGGAGUCUGACUCUGGCCUAUCUCUGGGGUCCAGCCCACCACUAGCCUCACCAGAUGAUGCCAUUACUGGUGUACCUGCUUAUUCAAGCACAGAGGUUGGUCUGAACUAUAGUCACAGGGAGAUGGAGAAUAUGGGUGAGCAAGGUAGGAGAGCUAGCCUCCUUUACUCUGUGGACUAUCAGCAGCAUCCCAAUCACCCCUACCACUACUCAGGGCUGCACUCCUCUUACUUCCCUGUAACGCAACCAUCCCAAAUGCAACCACAGCCUCACUUCCUGCCUCCCAUGUCAAUGAAACAUAAACAGGGUUUACCCAGUGCUUUGAACGACCGUCAUCUUAACAGCUCUGCCACCAGAGAGAGCUCUCCUCAGGCGUUCUAUGUAAAACCCAGAGGUAACCCUCUUCCUGUCCCUCUGAGCCGGGAUGAACGCAGAGCCCUCGCCCUCAAGAUCCCUUUCCCACUAGAGAACAUCAUCAAUCUACCUGUGGACGACUUCAACGAGCUCCUGACACAGUACACCCUCACGGACACCCAGCUAUCCCUCGUCAGGGACAUCCGGCGGCGGGGGAAGAACAAGGUGGCAGCCCAGAACUGCAGGAAGAGGAAGCUGGAGAACAUUGUUUACCUGGAGGGGGAGUUGGGUCAGCUGCAGGCCCAGAGGGAACACCUGGCUAGGGAGAGUUUGGACUUCCAACGCAACCUGGCUAUUGUUAAACACCGCCUCACAGACUUGUAUGUUGAAGUCUUUUCUCAGCUCCGGGAUGAGGAUGGGCAUCCCUACUCUAUAGAUGACUACUCUCUACAGCAGACCCCUGAUGGGAAUGUAUACUUGGUGCCUCGUAGUGAAGUGUUGGAUGGAGAAUAAUGUAAAGAUGAAAUCUAUUGGACAGUUAUUGUAUACUGCCUCAGUUUAUAUACCAAUAUGAAAUUGUUGAUAAAUCUACAGUACAAUAAGUGCCAUUAAGUAUAUUUAUAUACAAAACCAUGGAACAGUGUAUGUAGAGAUCAGAUAAAAUGGCAGCUAAAAUGACACCGUUAUACAAACUAAUCAAUACUUAGUGCCUUUAGAAAGUAUUCAUAUACCUUGACUUAUUCCACAUUUUGUUGUUAUAGCCUGAAUUCAAAAUUGAU
Molecule: messenger RNA, 2038 nt
Organism: Coregonus clupeaformis (lake whitefish)
Lineage: Eukaryota; Metazoa; Chordata; Actinopteri; Salmoniformes; Salmonidae
Gene: nfe2
Product: nuclear factor, erythroid 2
Exons: 4
Coding region: 279-1772 (497 amino acids)
Biological process (GO): regulation of transcription by RNA polymerase II
Cellular component (GO): nucleus
Molecular function (GO): RNA polymerase II cis-regulatory region sequence-specific DNA binding; DNA-binding transcription factor activity, RNA polymerase II-specific
Source: RefSeq, a predicted model, not a curated record